CUACUUGAUAAUUAUUAAUUUGCCUUGCGCUAGUGAGCUGAGUAGUGCGAACGGUAUUAUCUUUACAAUAUUUUUUAUUUUCAUUCGUACUAACGCCCAACUCUGCUCAAAUUGGUCUCCGUUAUUCGUCUUUCACCCCGACGGCGAUCCGGCAUUAACCAAACAUGAGCUGCCUGAUCACGAUCAUUGCUCUGGCUACCGCCGCCCUGGCGUCCGCAAGUGCCCAGAGCCACCAGUUAUACGUCCUCAACUGUCCUGAAAACGUCAAGAUCGGUCAGUCGUCCGUGCCAUUGCGUGCCACUGAGCUGGCCGAUGUUGUAUCAUCGACAUUGGGCUUCACCGUCUCAAAUGGAGUAAAAACUUGGAGCAACUUAAUGGUGGCAGAUCCAUUUUCAUUACCUGAAGCUGUAGUUGUCCUUGAAAUACCAGGAUCAAACAAUCCUGGUUUUGACCUAAAUAAAGUUGACCAUCAUGAUUUGAUUUUGGAUGAACCCUUAGAUGAAGUGUAUGCUACUGUGGAACAUAGAAUGAAGGAGAGGCUCGACAAUAAGGAUUAUAGCAUUAUGCAUGGUUCCUUAACCAAUGAAGAAUUUCUGAAAAAUCAAGUAUUCCAUCCAAAUUUUAAACUUAAUCCUAGUAUUAAACCUCAACAUAUUGAUUCAUAUGAUGAAAAGUAUAAAGUAUUUUUUAAUGAAAUUUACAACUUGCAUCAAUUGGGACAAGGUGUCAAAGAGAGUAUGUUGAAAAAUAAUGUACCAGAUUUACACUGGUUUCAAUUGCAAGGUGUAAAAGCUUUGACUGCUGUCAAUGGACAAAAUUCAGACAAAACUAUUGAUGGUGAAAAGGUCUUGAAUGAAGCUAUAUCUACUUUGGUCCAGUCAUAUAAUGAAAUUUACAAUAAUGAGGUGUUAAUAAUUGCUAUUACCAACAAUGCAAAAGAAUCGCAUAGAAAGAAACGUGAACUUAGUAGCAUGGAAAGGGAUCUCAAUGUUGCUGAACCAGUAUCAAACGACUUUCCAGUCAUAUUCAAUCUUAUACUGUGGUUCGUUGUUAUAUUUGUCUUCUCCCUUUUAGCCAUAGCAUUGAGCAUUGCCCAAAUGGAUCCUGGUCGCGAUUCAAUCAUCUAUCGAAUGACCAGCAAUAGAAUGAAGAAAGAAAACUAAGUGUUCAUAAAAUGACAUAGCUGAAAAAAUCAGUCAGCGCAAGUAAUAGUUAUGAAUUGAUUAAAAAAAAAAACAACAACAACUUAAAUUUGGCCUAGACUCCAUUCCAAU
Messenger RNA from Myzus persicae (green peach aphid), 1274 nucleotides. It is a transcript of the gene ATP6AP2, whose product is annotated as renin receptor. Gene Ontology annotation, molecular function: signaling receptor activity. Gene Ontology annotation, cellular component: external side of plasma membrane; membrane. The transcript has 8 exons. NCBI's taxonomy places the organism in Eukaryota, Metazoa, Arthropoda, Insecta, Hemiptera, Aphididae. The record is from RefSeq and is a predicted model, not a curated record. Gene Ontology annotation, biological process: positive regulation of Wnt signaling pathway. The coding region runs from base 165 to 1163 and encodes 332 amino acids.